Cokeromyces recurvatus is the source of this 536-nucleotide messenger RNA. RefSeq names its product RNA polymerase, subunit omega/K/RPB6. NCBI's taxonomy places the organism in Eukaryota, Fungi, Mucoromycota, Mucoromycetes, Mucorales, Mucoraceae. Gene Ontology annotation, molecular function: DNA binding; DNA-directed RNA polymerase activity. Gene Ontology annotation, cellular component: RNA polymerase III complex; RNA polymerase II, core complex; RNA polymerase I complex. The record is from RefSeq and is a predicted model, not a curated record. The coding region runs from base 81 to 497 and encodes 138 amino acids. The transcript is spliced from 4 exons. Gene Ontology annotation, biological process: DNA-templated transcription.
GUUUAAAAAAAAAAUACACAACUGUGAACAAUAAGUUCAUUAGCAUACUUUCUUACUUAUAAACAUAUACCUCAUUUAUAAUGGAUUACGAAGACGACGAGCCUCAAGAAUAUAAUGAUUAUGAUGAUCAUUAUGAAGAGCUGAUUGAAGAAGAUCCUUACGAAGAACAACAACCAACAGAAUCAAUUCAAAUUCUUGAUGAUGUGAUGGCAGGAACUAUGACAACUGAAUCAAAUAAUAACAAUAAUCCUGUUGAACGCACAGAACGAUUGACAACACCCUAUUUAACAAAAUACGAACGAGCGAGAAUUUUGGGAACAAGGGCAUUACAAAUUAGUUUAAAUGCACCUGUUAUGGUGGAUAUUGAUGGUGAAACUGAUGCACUUGCUAUUGCAAAUAAAGAAUUAAGAGAAAAAAAGAUUCCUUUGAUUAUUCGUCGAUUUAUGCCAGAUGGAACAUAUGAAGAUUGGAAAAUUAAAGAUUUGAUUAUUGAUUAAAUAAACACUGUAUAUUGUCAUUGACUAAAUAAUAUAAAA